This is a messenger RNA of Nicotiana tabacum (common tobacco), 1293 nucleotides long. Its product is annotated as chaperonin-like RbcX protein 2, chloroplastic. Gene Ontology annotation, molecular function: protein folding chaperone. Lineage: Eukaryota; Viridiplantae; Streptophyta; Magnoliopsida; Solanales; Solanaceae. The record is from RefSeq and is a predicted model, not a curated record. Gene Ontology annotation, biological process: ribulose bisphosphate carboxylase complex assembly.
CUAAACGAUUGACAUAAAAGAGAGAGUAAUAAGCUCGACCACCUGGUACAUUGUUUCUUGAUUGUAAAAAAUCUCCAGUCAAACAAUUUUGGACCUCAGAAAAAACUACAUAAAAAUCCCAAAAUACGCUUUCAAGAAUCUACAUCAGAAGAUUCAGCCAGCUCCGCCACUGCCCACUGCUCUCCACCCCAUCGAUUUCCCAUAUUUUCAACCCCCAAAACAAAGACCAAAAGAACACAAUGGUGGGAACUAUAUAUGGGACUGGAAGGUCAUUGCCUGAAACUCACUCUUCUCCAUGUUUAUGCUUGAAUCCUAUUCUUAACUCAGGCAGCUUUAAUUUCAAGACUAAUGGGGAAUUAUCAUUGGGUUUGUGGAGAAGCUUAAAGAGGAGGAAACAGUUGAAUUUAAGCAGCAGUUUUUUGGAAGCAUGGUGUGAUUGGAAAUUAUCUGCAAAGAUGAUAUCUUUGGCUGUAAAUAGGGUUUCAAGAAAGAGACAGAAGCUUGGGAAAUUCACCGUUGUUGGUGGGUUGGAAGUGGAGGAUGAUGAUUCAGGCGAAGAUGUUAAAAAUGAAAUAAUCAAUGUUAUCACUUACAAAGCUGUACGGACUGUUCUUCAACAACUCUAUGAAAUGAACCCGCCACAGUACACAUGGUUUUACAAUUUUAUAGUAAACCACGUGCCUAACACCGGGAAAGAUUUCCUUCAACAACUUUUCAAGGAAAAGCGGGAACUUGCUGAGAGGGUGAUGAUAACGCGUCUUAACCUUUACAGCAUAUGGAUGCAGAAAUGUGAUCAUGCUGAAUUAUACAAUAGAAUAUCUGAUCAGAACGUGGAACUGAUGCGUGAACGCCUCGCUCAAACUGUUAUAUGGCUAUCUGAAGAUGAUGAGAUUGCUGGAAGUUUGGAUUGAUUAAUGGGAGUAGCUCUCUUUGGUGGUUUUGCCCUUCCUUAAUCCUUUAGUCUUGAUAGGCAAAACUGUUGUCGAUCGGUGGUUGUCAUUGGUUUAAAGUACUAAUUCAGCUCCGGAUGUGUAACCAUAUUCUCGAUAGAAGGUUGUUGCGAGUGGGCGGAGAGGAAUGGAGGAUGUGCAGUGCGUCCUGUUGAGAAAUAUAUCAUGCUUUGAUCUAUACAUCAUCCAUGUAUGACCUGAACUUUUAUUGUUCUAAUAGGGAUGUUAUGUACACCUAGCCUUUCUCAAAUACUUCCCUUUUUAGCCUCUAUGUAUACUUAAUAGUGUUAGUAUGUAUUACAAAAUAUGUUAUCAGCAGUCUUUACAUUGCUUUAAAUAUUGA